AAUGAGCACAUAAUGCAGAGAUAAGAUAGUUGCUAUUAAAUAUCGGCACAAUUUUGAACAAACAACAUUUCAACGCUAAAAUGUCUUGCGUAAUAGCUGUUCGCGUUUAUGCAUGUCUCCUAUGGACCGAAGCAUUCCUCAUUACAGGUGGUUACCUGUUAGAAGGACAAGUGACAUCACUGCCAGGAUCUCAACUACAAAUGACAACAGGUGUUGUGUGUGAAGACAACAACCAUACAGACUGCAUGCUCCUGGAUUCCCAGAUCAAUAUAUGCUCCGAUAUUGGAAAAGCUAAAACAAUCUGCAAAAAGUACUGCGAUCUCUGUAACGUUACUGAUGGAAAUUGGUGUGACUGGACAACUUGGUCCAACUGCGAUGUUACCUGCGGGAAUGGUUCACAGUCUCGAUCAAGACAGUGCAAGUGUCCUGCACAAGCUAAUGGGGGAUCAAACUGUGAUGGUGUUGGUCAAAGUAGCCAAAUUUGUUACCAAAAAACCUGUCCAGUGCAUGGCGGCUGGAGCAGGUGGUCGUCGUGGGGUAGCUGUAGUGCUACAUGUGGAAUAGGUCUACAAAGACGAGAUAGGAGCUGUUCUAAUCCUUACCCAGGACCGGAGGGAAAUCAUUGUCUUGGUGACGCACGAGAUGACCGUGCAUGCUUCACGAGAGCGUGCUCUGACGGUGCAUGGUCUUCUUGGUCGACCUGGAGCACGUGCUCAGCUUCCUGUCUGGGUGGAAUAUCACAAAGGACCAGGCUAUGUAACAGUCCACCCCCAUCAACUUUUGGACAUGAUUGUGUCGGUAACACGGAGGAAACUAAGAAUUGCAAUUCUGUUACAUGUCCUGUGGUAAAUGGACGAUGGUCGUCAUGGAGUAGUUGGUCAUCCUGUUCUGUUACGUGUGGUGUAGGAAUGAAGGAAAGAACGAGAAGAUGUGAUAAUCCUGCUCCGUCAAAACUUGGACAUGCAUGCAUUGGCAAUUCAGAGGAUAAAGAAGUAUGCAACAUGAAUAAUUGCCCAUUGUCAGUGCGUCUGGUCAAUGGCCCGCAUACGUUUGAAGGGAGAUUGGUAGUGUAUCAUAAUGGGCGUUGGGGGACAGUAUGCGACGAUGGUUUCGACGAUGAUGCUGCGAAGGUUGUUUGCACAAUGCUUAAUUUUCCAGGAGACGUAAAUCUUGCCCAGAAAUAUUCAAGUGCACCAUACGGCAAAGGAUCAUUGCCGAUCUUACUGGAUGAUGUUUCUUGCGCUGGUUCAGAGUUAAGCAUAUUUGAUUGCUCACACAGCGCAUGGGGGUCAAACGAUUGUAAUCAUGGAGAAGAUGUUGGUGUGGCAUGUCAUACAUCUCCUGUGCGCCUUGUAGAUGGACCACACAUGUAUGAGGGAAGACUAGAGGUUUAUAACAACGGAGAGUGGGGAACUGUUUGUGAUGACCAUUUCAAUGACAAUGCAGCAAGAGUUGUCUGUAGGAUGCUUAAUUUUCCGGGGAUUGAGGCUCAUGCAUUUUCAAGCGCACCGUAUGGUCAAGGAUCUGUGCCCAUUCGUUUGGAUGAUGUAUCAUGCGAUGGGUCGGAGUCAAGUAUCUUUGAUUGCUCACAUAGCACCUGGGGGUCAGAUAACUGCGGUCAUGGUGAGGAUGUUGGAGUGUCUUGUGUUUCAGGGCUGGUUGUCCGUCUUGCUGGAGGAGGUUCACACAGUGGUCGUGUGGAGGUAUCUUUGGAUGGAUCUACCUGGGGUACUGUGUGUAACGACGACUUUAACAACAAUGGCGCUAAAGUUGUUUGCAGGAUGCUGGGAUUUCCUUUAACAAACCCGACUGCAUAUACGGCUGGUGGUGGCAGUGGACACAUCUAUCUCGACAAUGUUAUUUGUAGUGGUUCAGAGAGCAAUCUACUGUCCUGUAACCACAAUCAUUGGCAUGAUGAGAACUGUGACCAUGACGAAGAUAUAGGAGUCAGAUGUCCUUCUUAACUGAUCUGUUUUCAGUUUAUGGAUAACUAUCUGUGCUUAACUGUCUCUAAUGAUGUUUUGUUCAAAAUAAAGUUAAGGAUAUGUGAAA
Messenger RNA from Mercenaria mercenaria, 2052 nucleotides. Its product is annotated as deleted in malignant brain tumors 1 protein-like. Gene Ontology annotation, cellular component: membrane. The record is from RefSeq and is a predicted model, not a curated record. The transcript has 14 exons. The coding region runs from base 81 to 1964 and encodes 627 amino acids. NCBI's taxonomy places the organism in Eukaryota, Metazoa, Mollusca, Bivalvia, Venerida, Veneridae.